GGGAUAGCGUAGAAGGGAAAUGGUAGCAAUGUUUGAUCAUGGGGUAGGCUAAUUAGUCUUAUCAGGGCAUUUGUCUUAUUGAGUCUAAAAAUGUUCGUGAUCCUCUGCCAUCAUUCUUCACUAAGGUAACAACAUUUAUAAUAUUCAGAGACAUUAAGUCCCAUGAUGCACUGGUCAUAGUGCACAUAACUCGGUCACCAUUCAAAGUUGGACUCGAUACAAAUUGGCCGACACUUUAAUUAUUAUUAUUUUUUUUUUUUUAAUUAUCUUGCCGAUCGCCGUCCCUUCCCGCUCGUCCUGCACAUGCCCAGUUCAACACAUUAGUCCCCUGAAGAAGAAAAAAGGAAACGAGAACAGGAAGACGAUCGAACGUGAUUUCGGCCGCGAUGGAAGAAGCGUUACUGUAGUGUUCCAAACAUCAGCUGAACCCACCCAAACCCCCUUACCACCACAAAUGCCAAGAUGAAGAGACUAGAGACUUUGUGUAUAGACCUUCAUAUGUCGUAAGGCUACAGGCGAGAACAGAGGAGGACCUGUGUUUGCUGUGAGUCAGUAACGCUACUGAACAUGGAUGAUAAACAGUGAGUAGGCUUAACUAGAUUACAUUCGACCCGACAUGGACAGGAAGCGCCCUAAACUGCUCAUCCUAAGGAGAGACACAGUAGAGGGUAGGAUGGUGGCACGACACAUUGCUCUGGAGGAGGACACGCCCCUGAGCCGUGCGGCCAAUCAGGCUCCAGACCUCGGAGAGGGAGCCAAUCAGGGAGACCAGGCCGGGGCCGAAGAAGAGACCCGUGGUGAAGAGGCGCUGAUCCAGCUGGAGAGCGACAUGCUCCCUCUAGGAGCAGAAGUCCAGAUGCACACGGCCUCCAGUGAACGACUGGUUUUGGCCCAGGGGACAAGGGAAGGAGGGAGGUGUCUGGAUGGGCCGCCUGGAGCCUGGUCUGAGCCCCUGGGGGAGGACGACAUUGACGAUGGGGAAGAGAUGGAGGAGCGUGGUAAUGAACAGAGACCGGCUCCUAAGCGCAGGUGGAGGUGGAAGGUUCCGGUACAGGCUGACGACGACUGGGAAGAUUGCUCCUCUUUAGGACCGGGCUGGAAACGCAAAGUGGUGUUCCGACGCUCAACCACCCUGCCCGCUAAGAGGAAGUGGGACACGUACUACUGCAGUCCUUGUGGGGACCGCAUGAGGAGCAAGGUUGAACUGACCAAAUACCUCCGUGGUGGCAUGGACCUCUCUCGUUUUGACUUCCAGUCAGGACUCUUCUUGGAUGAGAAGAGCAGGUUGAAGCAUUUGAACCACUUGGAGGAAGUUCCCUCCUCUAGUACGAGCACCUCCAGGGCUGGUACCCCUAUGACCGACACCCCCAGGACAGGCACUCCAGACCUGGACCGGAACCACACCCCCGAUGGCUUCCCUGGAACUCCCCAGCGCACACCACAGAGUCAGGCCAGCUUCCCGCACAUCACACAGUCCCCCACUGCUGUUAUCCACAACAGCCUCCCCACCACCCCUAAGCCAUCCCUGGCCAGUGGCUCCCCCUCUCUCCGUCUGGAGCAGAUCUCCCCACAGAGACUCAGUGCCGUGGCCUCUUCAAGCCGAGACGCGGUAAUCCCUCAUCUGUCUCAGUCUCUCCUGCCUGUCAGCCCGACCAACAACCAGCUCCUUCAGUCAGGACUACAACCACCUAGCCCAACCAAUAAUCCACUCUCUCAAUUAGGACUACAAACCCCAGAGAGGCACAGGAAGGUAGUAGUGAUCCAUAGGCCGGAUGUGGAUCUGGACCCAAUCACCUCCCCUCCCCCUCAGCACCGUUCCCUGGUAACCCAGUGGACCCAACAGUGGAGUGGAUCUAAUAUUGUGCUGAAUGGACACAGAGAAAUGGACACCGAGAAACCAACUUGUACAGGUAGACGUGGACGGGCAGAGUCAGUGGAAGCAACGUCCCUUAGGCCAGGCUCCUACGGUGAGAGGAUUCAGCAGAUGAAAACAGCCAAUGACAAAGAUGCUGAGAAGAAACAGUCCCCAAGUAUUGUGUUCAGAAAGGUGGGAGGGGAUAAAUGGGUUCUAGGGGGGAAACAACUGGAGUUCAAAGAAGAGGAAUUCGGCAACAGCGGCACGACUCCACUUUACACUAAGAUGAAGCGUAAGCGGUUUGGACACAAAUCAACCAAGGUCACCAGGAGACCUAGUAUAUCGAGAAAAGCCAAGAUGAAAGAAUCUGUGAAAGAACUGGAAGAGGAGGAGGAGGAAGAGGAGGAGGAAGAAGAGGAGGAGGAGGAAGAAGUAGAAGAAAAGCCACAGAAGAAGAUGAGGACUCCUCAACAGAAGGUCAAAGAGGAAGAAAAACAACAGUUGAAACCACAGAGAAAGAAGGUACGGGUGAAAGAGAAGGAGGAGGAAGUAGAGUGGAAGCCAGAGAAAAUUGUGUAUAACCACAGCGAGGGAAGUGACUCUGAAGAGCCGCCGCAGGAGCCGACUAACAUCUCACGUAUAACGGGUAAAUUAAAGAAGCGUACUCAGGGCUGUGGUCAGUGUGCUCCCUGUCGGCGUACAGAUUGUGGUAAAUGUGUCUACUGCCUGGACAAGCCCAAGAACGGCGGGGCCAACAAAAAGAAACAGAAGUGCAAGUACCGUCGCUGUCUUAAUAUGCCCACCAAAAGGGACUUAAUGGGGAGCUUCUUUAAGAAACACCUGACAGAAGACCCAGGUGGCCAGUGUGUUCCCAUUGGACUAGGAAGUGUACUUCCAGGAAGUGUUCCUAUUUCACCAGGAACUGUAGUAGGACGUGGAGCAGGAUAUGUACUAUUAGGAAGGACACUUUCAAAAUGGCGUAUGGUAAAACCAGGAAGUGGAUCAACAGUUGGGACAGGGAGGGGACGUGGUCGGCACCCUAAACACUUCACCAAACGGAGGAGACGAGUGUGGAGCCAGGUCUCCUCGAGUGAUACGACAGAGACGGAUGAGACUGAGGAGGAAGAGGAACCAGUCUACACCGUUACCACCCAGUCGUUGGAGCACAGCCCUGGGGGAGGGGGAGAGGAUGGAGAAGGAUGGGCGGAACUACAGGAGUACGACGACGACAUGCCUGAACAAAUACCUCAGAUGUCUCCAUCCUAUAUGCCUGUAAACCCCAGUAGUGGUGUAUCUGGGUCAGAGGAACCCUACCCCAGCAGCUGUGUUCAGCCCUACCCGCAGAGCUGUUACCAGGGCGACCAUGGCAACCUCCAGUUCAUCAGGAUGAACGGCAACCAAAUCACCAUCACCCCUGGCCCCAGCCUCGCUUCUCAGGCCUCCGCAGUCCUGGAGCCUGCAGUUGAACCCCCGUCAGUUAACUACAUGACAUCUGAACCAACAGCUGUGCAGCAACUAGGUCCACCUCUGCACCAGCCCCUUACUGAGCCCUCGUCACCGUACCGUAUGAGCAGGACAGAGACGGCCCCACUGGACUACACCGAGGAGGAACAACUAGUAGAGCUGUACGCCGAGAUUCCUCGAACCGUCAUCCACCUCGGACCACCUGACCUGCCAGAGGUCACGGGGUCAAAGGUCAUGCCUGGGUUGACCACCGAGGUCAUCCAUGAUGUCACUCUUGAUGAUGUCACUCCAGAGAUCACAGAGACCUUCAGUCUGGCCGACGGCAGCGAGUCCUGUCGUGACGAGAGGGAGGCAGCUCUGUUUGGGUUCCUGAGGGCCCUGCGCCGCACGGUGCUACCAGCCCACUGGGUAGGGGUCAUGGCCAGGGGACCUCUAAUACAACUCCUCCAGUGCUCUAAACUCUCUACCAUGGCUGACACAGUUCUCCAGAUCCAACCUGGCUUCUGCUUCCAGGUGACGGUACAGGGCCAGCCCCUGCUGCUGACCCACCCCCUGUACGAGGUCCACCCUCCCCGCCUCGGAACCAUCACCCAGCUGGUGACUCUGCUGCUGGAUCUGGAGAGCCUGAUGGUCUGCCCCGGCUUCCCCGUCAGGCUGCCCGCCCUGGGGGACAGGGGCAUGGAGGUGAUGGAGCCGGUUCUUUGUGUGAGGGCGGCCAUCUGUGAACUGCUGGUCCCUCUGGAGGAGGAGAGGUGUGAGAGGUGUCGAGACAACAUCGUGGAGAAGGACCUGGAACUUAUAGAGGAGGACCUGGAACUUAUAGAGGAGGAGGACCUGGAAUUUGAGCUGGAGUUGGGGGAGGAUGGGUGGGUGUAACAGGGUUGGAGGGUGUGACUGGAGAGGGUUUGAACCCCCGGGACAAGACUGUGUUAGCCUGCUGAGCUAAAUCCUAAACUUGUGUUAGCCCACCAAGCCAUAACUCUAGGCAGGUUUACUUGUUAUGCAAGUGUAGUUCACGGAACCAACUAAAUACAGGGACCCAAGGCCAGGUUGCUCAUCAUACCAGCUCGGUUCACCGUACAGGACUUUGUUUUUGGAAAACCAGGACGUGAAUUGGUGCGCCUCCAACCAUCGCAGAAGUGCCUGCGUGUCAUUGACAUUUCAAUUUGGUGCUUUUAGAAAUAGAAUGGCUAGAAAAUCAUUCUAUUCAUUGUAUUUCUAUGACUAGAAUUUUGACUUUACUUAUGGACAUGACUGAAAAAUGUCUUCCAACACAUCACUGGUAGUUUACCAUUAGAUCAGGCAGACCAGUGCUGUUUUUUACUUCUGCAUGUGACACUUAAUGCUGUUGGCAUUAAGACAAAUGAAAGUUCUCAACACGGGGCAACUGGGAUAUCAACGUGACGGGGCAACUGGGAUAUCAACAUGACGGGGCAACUGGGAUAUCAACAUGACGGGGGGGCAACUGGGAUAUCAACAUGACGGGGGGGCAACUGGGAUAUCAACACGACUACUUGUCUUUGGUUGUCUUCUGGACCAUCUGUUUGUUUUUU
This is a messenger RNA of Oncorhynchus mykiss (rainbow trout), 4872 nucleotides long. It is a transcript of the gene mbd1a, whose product is annotated as methyl-CpG binding domain protein 1a. Gene Ontology annotation, molecular function: methyl-CpG binding; zinc ion binding. NCBI's taxonomy places the organism in Eukaryota, Metazoa, Chordata, Actinopteri, Salmoniformes, Salmonidae. The record is from RefSeq and is a predicted model, not a curated record. Gene Ontology annotation, biological process: negative regulation of transcription by RNA polymerase II; DNA methylation-dependent constitutive heterochromatin formation. Gene Ontology annotation, cellular component: nucleus.